AUGAGCUUAAUCAGCGCAAUCAGUACGCAAUGAAGGAUCUUUCUUGAUCAUUAUAAAAGGAGAACUCUCUAAUCCAACCAGAUCUAAUUUAUAUGGGAACGGAACCCUCUGCACCUCAGGCAAGGACUUUUCCAUACUGCUCCUUUGGUGGGACUUGAAGCCUCCAGACCUACAGAGAAGAACAGUGCUCCUGAGGGAAUAUUCAUCCAAGCUAACCCCCCCGGAGCAAAAUGGCCAUAUCGGACGCAUUUGGAACGUACACUGCCUCCGGUAGCAAAUUUGUGAAUACGGCCUUAGUGACCUUCUCUCUUAUUGGAAUACAAGCAAUUUUAGAUUCCAACUUUGAUUGUCCAACAAGUCCAGAUAGUGGAUACAGCGUGGCCCUCAUAGGCAUCUACAGCCUCUCGUUCUUCUUCGGUCCGGCCAUCGUCUUCAUCUUCAUAGGAUUAUACUAUUUUCCUGGCUUCAACAAAAAGCAAUGUUGCCCAUGUUGGUCUGGUAAUUGGGCUUGUAUCUAUGUUGUCUUGAAGGUUGGGAAACCUGCACUGAUUUGGCUCCUGAUUGCGAUGACAGACGGGCGGUACCUGUCCUGCUUUGUUGUAGCAGUCUCUCACUACGAAGCAGACCACGCAUUUUACUUGUUCGUAUUUCAGACAACUGGAAUGCUGACUAUUACCCUGCUGGUCAUCCUCUGGUACUGCGCAUCAAAGUGCACCUGUAUGUGUCUGGAGGAGAGCCGGCGGGCCUAUCAGAUGCUGGCGGACGUGGAGAGUAUUCUAGUGGAAGACGAAGCGGAGAAAGAGAAAAAGGAAGAGAAGGAGAAGUUCCUGAACGCUCUGGAGCACAAUGGCGAGUAUUUGGAUCGGAGGAUUCCCAAGUACAUGGUGGACAAGGAGGAGGUGAUCGUCGCUAAGCUCAAGGCAGAGGGGCCAGAAGCCGGAAACUGGAACAGUGAGACCAGCGGGAAUGAAAGUGGAAUUCUAUAGGGUGGAAAAAAAAA
Molecule: messenger RNA, 1000 nt
Organism: Rana temporaria (common frog)
Lineage: Eukaryota; Metazoa; Chordata; Amphibia; Anura; Ranidae
Exons: 2
Coding region: 231-986 (251 amino acids)
Source: RefSeq, a predicted model, not a curated record